GCGCCUGAGCAACCGCCGGCUUGGUGAGGGAGCAAACGACUUAAAAGUUUAAUAACGUAGCUUAAUAACCGUAUAAUUUUGGUAGUAAGGGAUGUUUGAAAAUACAUUAUUACGGCUACUUUAAACAGAACAGUUUUAAAAAUCAUUUAAAAUAAGUUUUUUUUUAUCAAGAUAGCUAACGUUGCUAAUCUUUUUUUUUAUCCUUAACGUGUGUUAUGGCGCUGAAAACCACACUGUGGGUUAUUUUUGUUUUUUCUUUGACUAAAUGCGUCAGUUCGAGUCCAGCUGUUUAUUUGCCAACUGAGUGGCCAGAAGUGGAGCUGGGCUCCGGGAUGCUGCAGACAGAAGGCAUCAAUUUUCUGGACCAGCUAUGGCAGGUGGCCAACAGCAGUAACGCCUCUGUAGCCCUGGAAGAUCAGAGAUGUCCAGUGCUGCAUGUGGGACAGUAUUCCACUCUCUCCCUACCCUUACGCCAAGUUUUUGGCCACAGAUUUGAUGAUGAGUUCAGCCUUCUGCUCCAGCUGCGCAGUUCUCAGAAUGAAGACUGCAGCCUUUUUACGUUCCUCAGCCCAGAUGGUCACAUUGUCCUUCAGAUCCGCAUCAGUGCACACUCUUUCACCUUUAUCAGCACACAGCAGCGUCAUUAUGAAUUUCCCGUGGCUGUGUUGUCUGAUGGGAAUUGGCAUCGAGUGGCAGUGAGUGUGUCAGCUGGCCGGCUUGUGUUGUAUGUGGACUGCGCCCUGGUGGAAAGUAUAGACUGGGCCUACAAAGAGGGUCUAGAAGUCACUACUGACGGGCUUAUCAUGGUUGGAGGGAUCGUUGAGGGCUUUGAAAUACCAUUUGAGGGUGAUCUGAAACAGGUGAUGUUCAUAAUGGGGGAGCCAGAUGCAGCAAGAGAUCAGUGUGAAGUGUAUUUACCUCGAUGUGAUGGAGCUGCUCAGAAACCCAAACACUUCCCACAUAUUCAAGUUCCAGAAGAACUUUUGCUGUCCUCAAAUGACGUAGAGGAUUUACUGGACAGUUCUGACCCAGAGGACAGGAGCAUGAUCUACUUGGCAAUGAGUGGUGUGAGAAGACGUGGUCUCACCCGUGGAGAUGGCACGCUUCCUACAGGUGUAAAGCGACCAGACUCCACUAGCCGCGGGGACGUCUUUGAGGUGGACGAGUACACUGACCUGAUCGAUCCCAACACCCUGUCUAAGAAUGACGGCUCACCGCAAAAGAUCCACCCACCACUUGCUAAAGGCAGCAAGGAGGCAAAGCCAGACUCUACCUCAAAACUUCUAGAUGAGAAUAUCACCACUGAGAAAAGCAGUCUUGACAAAGGGAUUCCUAAGAAGCCUGUGUAUAACACUAUUGAUGUGGAUGAUCCUUCCAUUUUGAAAAAAACUCAUGCUGGAGAAAACUCAAGCUCAGAGGGCCCUGAUUCCAAUCUGUUGCAGGAAGGAGGAGAGAGAGUGACAACAACUCCUGCUCUACCCAGCUUGUCCACUGACAGGAUAAAUAAAACUCACAGGACUGUCCCGAAUGUGGUUCUCACAGGUAGGACAGGGGGCCUGGUGAGAGGCUCAGAUGGGAAGAUGUAUUACCUUCAUCAAGGCCCUCCAGGGCCAAUGGGGCCACCAGGGGAGCCAGGUUGUCCUGGCAGUGUGGGCUAUCCAGGGUUUAAAGGUGAAAAGGGAAGUGUCGGACCAGAGGGUCGCCCUGGUCGGGUUGGUAAUCCAGGGCCACCCGGACCACCAGGGCCACCAACUUUAUAUCUGUGGAGGAACACAGCUGAGGAGUGGGCUUACUUUCAGCAAACAUCAUUCUUCCAGCUGCUGUAUGCAGGUUGGCCUAGAGAUCUGGGGUUACCUGGGCCACAGGGAGAAUUGGGAAAACCAGGCCCAGAGGGCCCACCGGGUGAACCUGGAGAAAGAGGACCGUCAGGCCGUAUGGGAGAUAUGGGUGACCCUGGCCUACCAGGUAUGCCUGGCUUACCAGGGGUUCCUGGGAAAGAUGGAGAAAAUGGCAUGAAAGGACAGCAGGGGAUGUCUGGAAUACCUGGCCCAAAGGGCCCUCUUGGCUAUAAAGGAGAAUUUGGCUCACCUGGUGAAAAAGGAGAUGAGGGGCUUAAUGGAGCAGAAGGUCCCAGUGGAGAUGAAGGGGAACCUGGAGAGAAAGGAUAUAAAGGAUUGCCCGGACCACCUGGAACUAUUGGCCCUCGAGGGCCACCGGGGAUUAGAGGGAUUGAGGGCCUUGAGGGCCCUCCAGGGACAGAUGGGGAUGACGGCUUCGAUGGUCCACCAGGUCCAUCAGGUCCACCAGGCCCUCCAGGUAUCACAGGGUUUGUAGGUGUGCAGGGCAUAAAUGGCUCACGGGGGGAGCCUGGGCCUGCAGGAAGCACUGGUCCCCCAGGGCUACAGGGUGCUCAAGGAUUGGAGGGACAGAUAGGGCCACCAGGGCCACGAGGCCCACAGGGUAAACCUGGCACAGAAGGCAUACCUGGCCCUAAAGGAGAUCCUGGAGCUAUAGGGCCGACAGGACUUCGGGGAGAGACAGGAUUUGAGGGCCCCGUUGGUGCAUUAGGACCUCAGGGUCCUAAAGGAUUUGUAGGUGUUAGAGGUAAGAGGGGACCUGAGGGAGACAAGGGGGAACCCGGGCCAAAAGGUGACAAAGGUGCUAAAGGAGACCCAGGGUUACAGGGUCAACAGGGUGAACAGGGACCCACUGGUUUUCCAGGAUUUUCAGGGGUGAAAGGUCAACCUGGACUAAGGGGGAUACAGGGAGAAGAUGGAGAAAUGGGUCCACAAGCCAAAUCAGGAAAGGAGGGGCCAAAGGGUCACAGGGGACCGGAGGGUCGUCAGGGAAAGCCAGGCCCAAGGGGACCAAUGGGUCGUACAGGGCAAAGAGGUCAUGCUGGAAUGCCUGGACCUCCGGGAUUUCCAGGUUCUCAUGGAGGAGUCGGGGCUGAAGGAAAGCCUGGUACACAGGGACCCCAAGGUGCUACAGGUAACCCAGGGGAAAAAGGACUAAUGGGCUUGCAUGGCAGUGCUGGACAGCCUGGUAUGGAUGGACCAACAGGAUAUCCUGGUCCACCUGGACGAGAAGGACCCCAGGGCAGUCCAGGACCACCAGGAGAGAGGGGUUUCUUUGGAAAACCAGGAGCAGUAGGACCUCAGGGCCCUGUUGGCAUGUAUGGUUUGCCAGGAAGUACAGGCACACGAGGAAGACCAGGAGGCAUGGGAGAGCGGGGAGAACCAGGAGUGAAAGGACCCCCAGGACCCAGUGGAAAGCCUGGACCUGCAGGGCUAACCGGUCUAACUGGAGAGAGAGGACCUCCUGGACCACGAGGCAGACAAGGAGAUCCUGGUCCUCAAGGAAUAAACGGAGCACGUGGUCCUCCAGGGCUGCAGGGAGUUGAUGGGAUGAUGGGAAGACCAGGGCCUGAUGGCAGUAAAGGCGCUCCAGGGGAUCCAGGCCUAAGAGGGCCUCCAGGUAUCCCAGGCUCUCAGGGUGAAAAUGGGUUACCCGGUCCUGCUGGGGACAGAGGGGAGAAGGGAACACCGGGUCCUCCUGCUGAUAUGGGGCCUUCUGGACUUGAAGGUGAACAGGGUCCACCAGGUCAAGUUGGACCAGAGGGACCACUGGGUGGAAAAGGGGAUCAGGGAGAACAAGGCCUCUCUGGUAACAUAGGUCCUCAGGGGCAGAAAGGAGACAGGGGUCCACAGGGUACAAAAGGCCUGCAGGGUCCACCUGGACGACUGGGUAAAGAGGGAGAUGUUGGUAAACCUGGAGAUCCUGGUGAGCCUGGGCCUAAAGGAGAGAAAGGCGAAAAAGGCCCUCCAGGGAUGACUGGUUUAGAAGGGCCCUGGGGAGCUGUAGGAGAAAGAGGAGAAAGGGGACAAAAUGGAGACAAGGGCAAUGUUGGCCUUCUGGCUGAGCCAGGUCUUGUGGGGGAAGUUGGACCUGUUGGGUUGAAAGGACUUCCAGGAGAAGCAGGACCACCAGGGCCAGAAGGGGCAAAUGGACCACCAGGGGACAAGGGGGAGAUGGGGUCAUUUGGCUUACCCGGCAUGUCUGGAAUUCCUGGGCCUCAGGGAAUAGCUGGUGUGCCAGGAGUUAGAGGAGACACUGGAAAGCCUGGACCACAGGGUACUGAAGGGCCUGUAAGUCCUAAAGGAGAUGUUGGCCCAAAAGGCUAUGCAGGGCCAGAGGGAGAGAAAGGAGAUCCAGGAAUCCCAGGACGAACAGGAGAGCAGGGACCAGAGGGCCUUCCAGGUAUUCAAGGGCCCCCUGCACUGCCUGGUGUAGAGGGACCCCCAGGAGAGUCAGGACUUCAGGGACCACCAGGUCUACCAGGAGCCCCAGGAAAGAUGGGUCGGACAGGACCAGACGGAAGACAAGGCAUCAAAGGAGAACGGGGAGAUGAUGGCAUUAAUGGACCACCAGGACAGAUGGGUCUCAUCGGUAGGAAGGGGAAAAAAGGCAAAGCUGGUUUAAGGGGCACAAGAGGACCAAGAGGAGAAAAGGGAGAGAAAGGAGAGAUGGGUGAGAAGGGACUUCCAGGAUGGGAAGGGUCUAUGGGUAUUGUAGGGCUACGAGGAGAUAAGGGUGAAGAAGGUGCAAAAGGAGAAGAGGGAGAAAAGGGUGAUCAAGGGCCACCUGGUCCAUCAGGAAAAGAUGGCUUAAGGGGAAACCAGGGUCCUUUGGGCCCACCUGGACUACCAGGACCAAAGGGAGAUCAGGGCAGUAUUGGUCCAUCUGGCCCAAGAGGGAUGCCUGGCAUACCAGGACUACCUGGUUUGUUUGGGGCAAAGGGUUUAAAGGGUUUACAGGGAGCUUCUGGGCCAGCUGGAAAGAGGGGCCUCCCAGGACCACCUGGACCUCCAGGACCUCCAGGCCUCACUGUGAACCUUACUAUUACUCAAAUUAAAGAUCUAAUGUAUGUCUCAGACAAGCCCAACUACUCACUCAUCCAAGUGCUCUUAGAUUCUCUGUACCGUGACCUGAGGCUGUUGCUGGAUCCACCUGAUGGCAGUAAAGAACAUCCAGCCUCCACUUGCCUGGAACUGUGGCUAUGUCACCCCAACUACACCAGUGGGUUCUAUUAUAUCGACCCGAAUCAGGGCAGCCCUGCAGAUGCUCUUUUGGCUUACUGUAACUUCUCUGAGUCAAGGGCUGAGACAUGUCUUCACCCUAGAACUGCACAGCUACCCAUGAGAGCAUGGUUGAACAACUCUAAAUCAGAUAGUGCUUUCCACUGGCUGAGUUCCCUUGAGAGGGGCUUUGCGUUUGAAUACACAGGGCUCACUGUGGUCCAGGCCCGUUUUCUGAGACUUCAGAGCAACCUGGCAGAGCAGAGAGUAACCUACUCCUGCUAUCCCGGACACAGAUUGGGACAGACAGAACGACAAGCACGCUUUCUCACCAGCUCGUUACGGCAGAGUUACCAGGGGAUCCUUCAGGACUGUGUGCCUGCCAAGGAAGUGGAUCCUGGGCCACGGGUGUCUGUGCUUCAGUUCGAGGAUAAAGACCUGCUCCCUCUGCGGGACAUCGCGGUGUUUGCCAGCAGCAGCCUUUCACAUGAGUUUGGUUUCACUGUGGGCCCGGUGUGUUUCAGCUAGAGUGUGAGAGAGAGAUAGAGAUUGCUUUAACGGGUAUAAUCUCACACACAAACGGCAGCCAAAGCAGAAAGAGGUAAACUGUACAACAUGAAGAUAAAAGGAAGAGCUGUCCUCAUGUCCAUGACAAUCCUCAGUAAACAUUAAUGACACUUUAAGAGAGCACAUUUUUACUGGUGCUCUUCGACAAACGACCAUCAUUUUUGUUUACACACAUUAGCAUUUUGUAAAUUAUACACUGUUUUGUUUUUUGUACUGUGGAUUUUUUUUUUUUGGGGAAGCCAAGUGCAUGACAGAGUGUUCAUGUAACCACUAUGUGGUUGCACAGUGUUUAACUGAAGAACCAGAAAUCGUUUCCAAAUUAUAUAUACACUUAUGAUACAUCUUGAUUAGUAUCAUUUUAUUCAAUUUUUUUGUUUCAAGCUUUCCUAUUUGAUAUAGAAGCUUUUAUAGUAAAACAAUGUGUUGUGAAAGGAACACAGCUCUGACCUGAUCUUUUUCUGCAGUCUAUAAGACAAAUUAAACAGUUUCCCCUUUAAAGUGCUUAUCAUUAUGUAUGUCUUAUGGCUUCAGAGUUAACUGUGAUAUUUUGUAGCUGAUCAUGAAGCUUAUCACUGCUAAAUUGUCAUGUCUGAAUAGUUUUUCAUUUCUCAGGUGCUAAAAUGUAAUAUAGCAGGGAAAUGGAACUACUGUGCUGUACUUCCUGCUAUGUUUGUUACUAAAGUCGACUACAACAUGACGAGGUGCGCUGUUAAAGGAAAAUAAUUAAUGAUUUUAAAAAAAAUUAAUUUCUGCUAAUAGCACAUACUGAAGUGCUUUAUUCAUGUUGUACCACAGCACUUUGCCAAUGCAAUUAUUUUUUUGUUUGUUAAAGAAUGAUGUCAUACUUUUUAUUGAUUUAUAAUUGCAUUUAUGUCCACAUUACUUACAUUCUAGCAGCUAUAAACAUUUAUUCUCCAUCAAGCACAUGCAGCUGACCAUAACUUGCUACAGACCAUUUUAACACGUCGAUUUUGUGGAAUGUCUGAGAGACAAGCUAGUUUCUAGUCACAGAGUUUUAGCUGGGUGCUCUGUGCUCUCUCUCUCUCUCUCUCUCUCUCUC
Hemibagrus wyckioides is the source of this 6705-nucleotide messenger RNA. RefSeq names its product collagen alpha-1(I) chain. Lineage: Eukaryota; Metazoa; Chordata; Actinopteri; Siluriformes; Bagridae. Gene Ontology annotation, molecular function: extracellular matrix structural constituent. The coding region runs from base 216 to 5606 and encodes 1796 amino acids. The transcript is spliced from 68 exons. The record is from RefSeq and is a predicted model, not a curated record.